UAUCUGUGAUGCAACCAAAUGGAAGCGUCGGUAAUCUAUGUCUGUGUGUAGCUUACUGUCAUAGAUGAGACAGCAUAGUGGGCUGGCAUUGAGACUGGGACAGGACAUUGGUGAUUGGUAGUACAACUGUCACCACUACAUCAGAGGUGUAACUAUGGAUGGGGGUGAACUCUAUGAUAUGCACAUGUGCCUGGUGUGCCAUUCCACAGUUGUUGGUCUCCUCAACUAUGUCAACCACAAAAAAUAUGACUGCCCUGGAAAACAGCAGAAUCAUAAUGUCAAGCCUCCAAAUACCAGUGUUACUGAACCGGUUCAACAGAUAGCCACAGGGUCCAGCAGUUUAGUCCAGGAUCCAGGUCAGGCGGAGAAUCGCCAUGAUAACAUGCAGAACGGUGGCAAGUCAAAUAUUGAUCUUGGAACUGUAAUCAGCCUGCAGGAUCAACCGCAAAGUUCAACGAAUACAACCUUGGCUUUUACAAGGUCAGAUGGAGGUCACGGAGAGAUGUCAGGAAACAUGGGUCACCGUGAAGAUUUAUCAAAUAUAUCGGAAACACAAGCUCAGGACUUCAGUUCCAGUGCUGUUGGUAGAAAUCAUAUUACCAGUCUUGCAAUUUCCAAUGUGAUGACUAAAAGCUCUAUAUCAACCACAGGACAACUUGACAUUGGAUCUUCUAACCAUCUGCUCUCUUCAUCUUCAAAUCUUCACGGUAGUUCAUCUCAGAAUCCAGUGUUAGUAGAUACAAGUCUCGAAUAUUCAAGUUUUCGCCCAGAUGCUUUUAGUCCAGGUUCCAGCAGUGUUGUUGACCCUAAUAUGAUAAUGAGUUCCAGGACAUCAGGAGAAAGGCCUGAAGACUUUUUCUCUUCACUUGCUCUGCAGAGUAAGAGUCAACCACAGAACACUAUGCUUGGCCCUAGUUUGAGUCAUACUGUUACUAGUGGCAACAAUGAGAGUCUUACCAACGACCUGCCUAUAUCAAACAUCUUGAAUAAUCUAAAUUUCAGUGAUGAUGAGGACAUGAACUUUUCCUUCUCUGAAGAUGAUUUAUUUGAGGAUGCAUUUUCCGAUUCAGACUCGGAUGAUGGAUGGAGACCGCCACACAAUCAUACAAAGGGAAAAUGGAAACCUGGACAAGGCCCGGAGUCUGGAGGCAAAUGGAAACCAGGUCAGUCUCACCAGCAGAGUGGGGGGAAAUGGAAACCAGGUCAAUCUCACCAGCAGACUGGGGGAAAAUGGAAACCAGGUCAAAGUCAUCGGCAGACUGGGGGGAAAUGGAAACCAGGUCAAGGCCCGUACAGUUCUGGGGGUAAAUAUAGGCCAGGUCGCACUACAGGUGGGAAAUGGAAGCCAGGCCACUCUUUGUUACCGAACAAAUCCAGUCCUAAUGUUGACAAGAAAAAAAGAGGUAGGCCUGCCAUUACUGAGAGUAGGAGUCAGCAGGAAUACUUCUGUACGGCCUGUAAUAUAUACUUUAAGAACAGGUUCUCCUACUCCAGUCACUGUACAGGUAAACAGCAUAAGGAAAAUGUCAUCAUAGGAAAAUGUUAUGACAACGACUCCGAGGGAGGCUUAGGACUUGGGGAGAGUCUUAGUAUCCCUCAGAUCAAAAGUGUAGAAGAGAAUUUCAAGUCUGACUCUCCAACCACCGACUCUCAAACAGAGCCUCUUGCUAACAGUAACAUUCCUGAGUACAAAACUACUGGCCUACCAGUAGAUAGUGCUGACCAAGAAGGAGAGUCUAGUGCAGCUAUUAUGAUGGCUGAAACGGAGGAUCAACCUACGAAUGUAGAGGAGGAUGAAAAUGCCAUGGCUUUGGCCAUAUCACCCAAGGGCAGCGACAGAGGAAACAAGGCUGAAUUGUCAGAUGGUGGUGAUGACAUUGAUCCUAUAGAUAAUGAUGGCAAUGAUGGCGAUGGUAGCACUGAUGAAGAUGAAGAAGAAGUGGAGAAUAAUGAUGUUGGGCAUCAGGAAGAACCUGAGCCCAUCAAUCUGCCAUCAGAAGUCCUAGUGUGCUGGAUUUGUGAUAAAAAGUUCUACAGUAAGUACGUGUUGGCCCGUCACAUGUUGUCAGCAUACCACAGGAAUCGCACCAAGGGUCACCCAGAUACUCUGCGUGUGUUGGAACAGUACAACAAAUACAUUGUAAGGCUCAGUCCUUUCCAAUGUAGCCCUUGUCAGUUUUACUUCAACAGGGAUGAAGAUUUACGCAGUCAUCUGGCUACUGCAGUACACAUGAAGCGUAUUAAGAAACUCAGUGGACAGUUGAUUUGUACGUUGUGCAAGUUUGUCAGUCAUGACAAUAAUGCAGUGAGGGAUCAUAUGGAUUCCAGACAGUCCCACAUAGAUGGACUUAAGAAAGGGAACAAACCCUGCAUUAUAAAGGAAAAAUUCCAGGGCACUAAAUGUAAAUACUGUGAUAAAAUCACUCACUCACGUACACAUAUGAAGCGCCACAUUCAUUAUAAACAUGCAGCAGAACUAAAACGGAAAAGCUACAAGGUCGAAGAAAAUGGAAAGUAUAAGUGCUGUGAAUGUUCUAAAGAAUUCAAGUCGUACAAAGUGUUGAACUUACACAUAAGUAGGCAGCAUAACAUCAGCAGUGAAAAUUACUGUGAUAUCUGCAAUAAAACCCUUGCGGACAAAUACUCUUACGAACGUCACCUUCAAGGAGACAAACACCUUAGAAAUGAGCAGAGUCAGCAAUACCGACCAUCAGCUAACAAGAGCGUCAAUAAAUUUGAGGUCGUAAAUCCAAGUCUGACUGCCACUAACAAUAACAUAUCGGGUCUAAAGCGGAGCGUUAAACUGAUCAUACGGACAUUACCAGCCAAGAGAAUGCGAAAGAACAAGAAGAAGGCCGAGAACAAGAUCUACAAGUGUGACCAUUGUGAACACAGCGUAACGAAAUACUCGGACCUUCGUCCUCACUACAUUGCUGUACAUUCCAACCAUAUUCUUGUGUGCGACAUAUGUGACAUGACUUUCAUCAGUCAAAAGGCCCUCAAACACCACAACCAGAGCAAGCUCCAUCAGACAAACCUCAAGGAAGUGGAAGGCAAGAAUACCCAGAGUAUUUAUCAGUGUGAAAUCUGUAAGCACCGCUUCACUGAAGAGGGAUGGAAACAAUUCCACAUGGAGGUGUACCAUCUCCACCCAAACUCUGAGGAAGCAUUACAGAAAAAGCUCGGUGGCAAGGACAUUACCAGUAAGAUGUAUUCAGAUUAUCUCAAAAGUGUGGAACAUCUAGACCGCGCAGAAAAAGUCAAUUGUCCAGUGUGCAAUAAGAAUCUUAAAAAGGAACACGUACUAGAACAUUUACGUCUCCACACAGGAAACAAACCCUUCAUGUGUCGCUAUUGUAAUUUUGGGUUCAUCUCGGCUCUCUCGCUGCGACGCCAUUUAUUGGGUCACAUGGGUUUAACAGAGAGGAAAUGUGAGGAGUGCGGGAAGGAAUACAAGAAAAUAUCUUCAUACAAAGAACACAUGUUACAACAUGAAAUGGAGAAAGCUGGCAAACAAAAAUUUAUGUGUGAUAUAUGUGGCCAGGCGUUCUACCUGCAGAAACAGCUCAAUAAUCACAUGCGGCGACAUGGGGAACGCAAGUUUAAAUGUUCAUUUGAUAAUUGUCACUGGAGUUUCUAUUUCUCCAAUGAACUAGAAUCACAUAUGAGAUCCCAUACAAGAGAAAAACCAUUCCUGUGUGAUAUUUGUGGUUAUGCUGCUGCAACCAAAAAUCGUCUGCUUCGCCACUCUAGGACCCACACUGGAGAGAGGAAAUUCCAUUGUGAGUAUUGUACGUAUAAAGCUGGUACUAGUACGCAUCUACGGCGUCACAUGCGGAUCCAUAUUGGAUCUAAGCCAUACAAGUGCCCUUACUGUGAUUACUCAUGUAACACACACGAGAACAUCCGCAAACAUAUUGUCAAAACUAAGAAACAUGCAGGACUCUGUAUCUAUCCAUGUAAAUUUUGUCCAUUUGGAACUAAUAAGGUCACAGAAUUCAGGGAACAUUUGGUAGACAAUCACCCCAAUGAGGUGGAAGGGAGCGUGUUUGACGGGCUGGCAGAAAUGACGGGUCUUUAUAACAAGGAGCAAGACCCCAGGAAGCCAUCAGAAGGCAUGAGAAUCAACCCAAUUAAGGAGAGGAAGGUCAGAUUGCAGAAGAAGCAGUUUGGUAUGAAAAAACGUGAAAAUACUGAAACUCCAGCAAGAAUUCAAGAAAAAUCGCGACCAGAGUAUGCCAGUCAUCCUGAUUCCUUGAUGCCUGCUGAGCAACACAAAAUACCUAGUCAUUUAAAUACAAUUUGGCAUGAGCAGAUCGAAAAGGAGGCUCGGGAUGCUGCAGCUAUUUUGGUUUCAGCAGGCAAUGCAAGUGCAUCUGCACUGCAUACACAUCACCAUCCAUCAGCCUUGCAUGGUUCACUGGGACUGAUGUCAGCCUAUAACUAUUACCCAGAAGCAUUGACAGGACGAAGCAAGGUAGAUAGUCCAUAUGUACCUAAUGGCUCCACAAGUAACCUUAUUAGAAUUGAUCCUCAUGCCAGUAUACCAAACCAUGCCCACCAGCAAUGUGACAGACCAGACCUCAUAAUAGACUACCUAGAAAUGGAGGUACAAGAGAACGCCUAGUCUUGUAAUAUUUAUCUCCCUUCACGUAUACUGGAGGCCCAGGGCAACACCUAGACUUGGAAUCAAGUAGGUUACCUCCCUUAUCUAAUAAUGGUGAUCUUGGAGAACAAUGAGAAAGUUCUUUUCCUUGUCUGUUAAUGGAGGCCUGGAAUAACAUCUAGACUCAGAAUGGGGUAGGUUAUCACCCUUGUCUGAUAAUAGAAGUCUGGUACAAUAAUUGUCUUGAAAUGUAGAAGGUUGUCUCCCUUAGCAGUCAGUGAAAAAAGUGUCUUGGAACGGAGUUGGUUAUCUCCCUUGUUUGAAAAUUGUGGUUAUGGGCACCUGAGCCACAUUUUCGUAAGAGUUUGACUAGUUAGAUCAGGGUUGUUAAUUGAUGAAAAAAGAAUGGAUCUAUUGUUGAUAUUUUGCUUACUGACUAGCCUUGACAAAAUCUUUCAAAAUCUGUAUUUAUAUGCAGAGAUCUGCAUGAUUCAUGCCUGAAAUAUAUAUGUACAUUUGUAAUGUUGAUGAACCUGUUUGCAUAAACGAAAGCGGCCUAAAAGUUUUGUUUUACAUGGGGUAUGUUUUUGAAAAUAGGAGAAUUGUGUUCGAUUCAGGAUUAUAUAGUCUGUUAAGCAGAGGCAAGGAGGUCCUAGUUAAUAUCUCUGUCCAUAACAGAGAUAGUGAACUGGUGAAUGAUUGAUAACAAAACAACUCUUGACUUGUUUGCAGCAAUUUUUUUUUAAAGAUUUUCUGAACUUUUGUUAUUACUGAAAUUUGGUUCUAUUGUUUUGAUAUUUACAUACACAAAGCUUAGUGUGAUACCUCUUUGUAUUUCUGUUGUAAAAGAUUCAACACUUCACUCAUCAUAAAAGUUUACCUAUAUAGUCUGUCAUUCUGAUAUUCUUUUAAAGUUGAUGGGGAGGGAUGAGGACGUGUGUUAAGUUAAUAAAUAAAGAUGGAGAGUUAAAAAAAAAACUUUCUCAGAAAUUACUGUCCAGGCCAGGACACCUCUCAGUAAUUUAUGGUGUCUUGUUAAGAUGUCGCUUUUAGAGUUAUCUUCCCUUGUUGUUAUUUAGAUAUUAUAACUUCAAAAGGAAGGAGCCAACGUCGGGUGUAAGUAAGUGGGUGUUAAACAGGGACUUUGCUGUGAGUAUGGAUACCACAGGGUAGGCAAGGCGAUUUAACAAACACUAAAUAUUAAAUAUGAAAUGGAAAUUAAUUACAACUUACUUCUGCGUUACCAAUUAAGUGGGUGUUCACUUACUCGGUGACUAGUUUCGCCUCUGCCACAGAGGCUUCAUCUGGAUCUGGUCUUGAAGAAGCCUUGGUAAUGCAUGAGUAUGUUGCGAUUUAUACCCUCUUCAUAUAUACUACUUAGAUAUUAUAAGUAGGUAAUUAAUGGGGAAAAUACCGCAUAUUUAGAUAUACAUAUAUUUAAAUAAGUCAUAAUUGAUAAAAAAAAAAGAGGGGUAAUAAUUUCUAUAAUUUUGAUGAAUCAUUUAUUUAAGUAU
Ylistrum balloti is the source of this 6120-nucleotide messenger RNA. RefSeq lists its product as uncharacterized. NCBI's taxonomy places the organism in Eukaryota, Metazoa, Mollusca, Bivalvia, Pectinida, Pectinidae. Gene Ontology annotation, biological process: regulation of transcription by RNA polymerase II. Gene Ontology annotation, cellular component: nucleus. The record is from RefSeq and is a predicted model, not a curated record. Gene Ontology annotation, molecular function: DNA-binding transcription factor activity, RNA polymerase II-specific; zinc ion binding; RNA polymerase II transcription regulatory region sequence-specific DNA binding. The coding region runs from base 155 to 4627 and encodes 1490 amino acids. The transcript has 3 exons.